This is a messenger RNA of Racocetra persica, 1404 nucleotides long. The record is from the annotation of a GenBank genome assembly. Lineage: Eukaryota; Fungi; Glomeromycota; Glomeromycetes; Diversisporales; Gigasporaceae.
AUGUAUUCGGAUAUAAGUUCUGAAUUACAACAUAUACCUACCAUAACUCACGGCGCGGAUGCAAUUGAACUUCGGGUAGAUUCACUUUCUAACAACUCGAACACAGAAUCAUUUGUAGAUUAUGUUGCAAAACAAUUUACACUAUUGAGACGUUCAUCAUCACUUCCAAUAAUAUUCACUGUCCGAUCUCAAGGGCAGGGUGGUAAAUUUCCUGAUACUCAAGAAAAAGAACUAUUCUUUCUUUUAGAACAAGCAUUAAAAUGGGGUUGUGAAUACGUUGACGUAGAGAUUUGCUGGUCUAACGAUUUAAUUUCAAACUUAAUCAAAAAUAAGGGACACACAAAAAUAAUUGCCUCUUGGCAUGAUGUUAUGGGUACUGUGAAAUGGGAUAGUGAAGAGAUUCGUCGACAUUACAGAACUUCGGAAGAAUAUGGUGAUAUCAUAAAACUAGUUUGUCGUGCAGGAUCUAUUGUAGAUAAUUUUAAAUUACAGGAGUUUAUUUGGUCAUUAAAAACACGUACAAAACCAAUAAUUGCAAUCAAUAUGGGUGUUGAAGGACAAUUAUCCCGUGUUUUAAAUGAAUUUCUUACUCCGGUAACCCAUCCUCUAUUACCUUCAAAAUCAGCUCCAGGUCAACUAUCAGUUUCCGAAAUUCACCAAGCUUUACAUUUGAUUGGCCAACUUCCAAAAAAGAAUUUUUACCUUUUUGGAACACCGAUUUCUCAUUCCGUGUCACCAGUUAUUCAUAAUACUGGAUUUGAAGUUCUCGGUUUACCACAUCAUUACGAUUUGUUUGAAAGUGAGAAUAUUGAAGAUGUUAAACCCAUUUUACAAGAUUCGCAGUUUGGAGGUGCAUCAGUAACGGUACCUCAUAAAAUUAGUAUUAUGAAAUAUCUUGAUCAUAUUUCUGAACAUGCAAAGUUAAUCGGUGCGGUAAACACUGUUAUUGUAGAAGUUGAUUCAAAUGGUAAUCGUAAACUAGUUGGUGAUAAUACAGAUUGGUUAGGAAUUUUUCAUUUAGUAAAACCUUUAGUAAGUAUCGAUUCUACAAGUUCAGGCUUGGUUAUUGGUGCGGGAGGAACAUCAAGAGCGGCAAUAUAUACACUUCAUCAGCUUGGUAUAUCAACAAUUUACGUGUACAAUCGUACACUUGCAAAAAUUACUGAUUUGGUCACUCAUUUUCCAACAUGCGGAAUUGUUCCUUUAACAUCUCUUUCACAAACAUUCUCACAAUCCCCUCAAAUAAUUAUUUCCACAAUUCCUGGAACAUCAGUUAUGGAGUUUCCGGAUGAAAUAUUUCAAUGUGAUAAAGGAGUAAUUGUUGAAAUGGCAUAUAAACCAAGAAGAACAAAUUUACUUAAAAAGGGAGAAGAAAAGGGUUGGAUUGGAAUUGAAGGAAUACAA